Molecule: messenger RNA, 4224 nt
Organism: Chara braunii
Lineage: Eukaryota; Viridiplantae; Streptophyta; Charophyceae; Charales; Characeae
Source: the annotation of a GenBank genome assembly
AGUUGACAGGGUUCUACCCUGUGGUCCUUAGAGAGUCAGUCAGUGGGUUAGUGUCCGAGUAGGUCCAAGUGGUGAGGAGUGGGACUGUUGUCGUGCACCUGGCACCACUAUGGACGACUAUCCGAUGUAUGGGUUGCUCGUUGGGUUCUCCCUUUGGGGGACCCUUUGGCGUCUCCUCUUUCCUCUAGGCUUCUGGCCCACUUUCACGUGUAGAGUAGGAACCCGGGGUGGCACUUCCACCCAACCUUACACGAAGGAGGAGGAGGAGAAGAUGGCCGCCAUCCUACAGGUGAGAAAGGAGAAGAAGGAGGCCAAGAAGAAGGCCCUGCAGGAGGAGCAGGCGGCAAAGUUGAAAAAGAUAGAGGAGGAGAUGGCCAGAGAAAAAAAGAGGUUGAAGAAGGAAGAAGAGGAGAAGUUGAAGGAGGUGGAAGAGGAAGAAGAAGAUGAACCGCCACUGCAAAGGAGAAGAGGGCAGCACAGUGGCAGCAAGGAUGAAGAAAUGGAGAAACGAAUUUCGGAGUGGGUUGCCAACUUAUCCCUGGGCGAAGAAGAAGAGGUAACUAUGUACAUCCCCAAGGAUGAGGAGGAAGCCGCUAUGAAAAAAUGGGAAGCAGAAGAAGAUGUUCUGAAGCGGCAGGCGAUGGAAGAUGAAAUGAGGAUGGAGUGGAAACUCGCAAUGAUGAAAGAGAAGAAGAGAAGAGUGGAGGCGGCGAGUGCAACAAUGCAGGAAUUAGCGGAGAUGGGAUUCCGGGACUUUGCCCACGAAUUGGUAGGCGUUGUGGGAGCCGAGGUAAAUCAUCGCCUCGAGAAGACUGAGCGUUUUUGUGUCGGCGCCAUUGAAGGCGUCAAGGUAGCAGCUCCCAAGGAGGACGAACCGCGUCCUUGGAGGGAGCCAGUCAAAGUCAAGUUCCCUGAUUCCUACAGUGGAAAGAGGGAAGAAAACUUUGACAACUGGGAGGCCAAUGUCAAGACCUAUGUGCAUCUGCAACAGGUCUCCCCGGAUCAGCACGUCUUGAUUGCGAUCCAUGCGCUUAGGGAUGAAGCUGCCAGUUUUGCAAGGUCCCUAGUUCGCGUCGCCAACUGCAAUGAUGAUGCAGUUGCCUAUUCGCCAUUCACCUCCCUCACCGAGGUCAUGAAAUUGCUGCGCGAGCGAUUCGCUAAUGUCGCUCGCAGUGUCAGAGCCUCAGAUAGGCUGCAGACAAUCCAUUCUCGCAAAUGGAAGAGUGCCAGAGCACUUAAGGGUGUCAUGGAUGAGCUAGUGGUUGUUCCUAACCAUGGGGUCACAGAGACCCAAUUGGUCGGCCUCUUCAAUCGGGCUAUGCCCGAAGCCUUUCGAGGGCAUUUCUUCGCGAAAAGCGAAGAUCCCACCACUACGUAUGAUUCCCUUAUGAAGAAUGUUGAGCCACUGCCUAAGAUAGAUGAUCUUUUAGAUCGAGUGCAGGUGGCAAAGUACUUCUCCAAGAUAGAUUUGAAGUCCGGAUAUCAUCAGAUAGAGGUGCAUCAUGAUGAUCAGUACAAGACAGCCUUCCGGACUAGGUAUGGGCACUACGAGUUCAUAGUGAUGCCCUUUGGACUAACCAAUGCGCCAGCUACGUUCCAGCGCUGUAUGGACGAUUUGUUUAGGCCAUGGUUAGAUAGGUUUGUUGUUGUCUACUUAGAUGAUAUCUUAGUGUUUAGCAAGACCCUCCAAGAACAUCAGGGUCAUCUCAGGCAGGUCUUGGAGAAGCUGAGGGAAGCUAACUUCAAGAUCAAUGCAAAGAAGUGCGAUUGGGAGAAGACCCAAGUUUUAUAUUUAGGCCACGUCUUAGACGGAGAUGGCGUUAAGCCAGAAGAUUGCAAAAUUGCAGCGAUUAGAGAUUGGCCCACACCGCGUACGCUAACAGAGUUGCGGUCGUUCUUGGGCUUAGCUAACUACUAUAGGAAGUUCGUGAGGAACUUCUCCACAAUCGCUGCGCCCUUUUGCAAAUUACUAAGGAAAGAAACCAUCUGGAAGUGGGAUAAGGACUGCACGUCUGCCAUGAAAAAGUUGAAGCAGGCAUUGAUAGAGUACCCAGUCCUUAAGGUGGCCGAUCCGUCCUUGCCCUUUGUCGUCACUACAUACGCCAGUCAGUACGACAUAGGUGCCGUGUUGCAGCAAGACGAUGGCAAUGGUUAUCAACCCGUAGAGUUCAUAUCCGCUAGGAUGCCUUCAGAGAAGGUCGUGACAUCUACCUAUGAAAGGGAACUCUACGCUCUCAGGCAAGCGUUAGAACAUUGGAAGCACUACUUGCUUGGGAGGCACUUUAAAGUCUAUUCAGACCAGGAGACAUUGCGAUGGUUAAAGACACAGGCCAAGAUGACACCUAAGCUUACUAGGUGGGCCGCAAAAAUAGAUCAAUAUGACUUGGAGCUCAAGCCGGUCAAAGGGAAGUAUGAUGUAGUUGCGGACGCUCUGAGUAGGAGAGCUGAUUACUUUGGGGCCAUAGUCCAUUAUCUAGAUAUAGGAUCAGACCUCCAACAGAAGGUUAAGGAGGCGUACGCGCAGGACCCCAUCUAUAGUGAGCUCCUUAAGAGAGUUAAGGAAGCCCCAGAGUCCGAGCCAUAUUACCGCACUACUGAUGGGUUGUUGUUUGAGAAGACUAACGUAGCAGACACAGAUGGAGAGGGUGGGGCCAAAGCCUCCAAACCGCGGCUUUCUUUGCAGCUUGAUUGGUGGCCAGCUGACUCAGUCCGCGCUUUCUCCAAUCCGACAGAGAAUGAGGUAACUUUGCGCUACUCAAGGGGCAUAGGACUGAUGAAUACGGGGAAGCUGGGGACGACAGGGCGAGUGACCCAGCAGCUGGGCAACCGUGGAGCGGAGCACAAGGCACCAGCAACAAAGCAACCAACCUACAGGGGACACAAGCGGCAAGCACGGAAGGCACGGCCAACGGAUGAGCAGCAUGGCAGCAGAGCAGCGAAGCGCAAGGUAACGGCCGCCGUACUGACUACCGUGCUCGUCUUGUGCAGGUACCGCAUGGAGACCCCAGCUAUGGCGCCAGGCGGGUGCAAGGUCUUCUCCAAGAUCGAUGUCAAGUCUGGCGACCACCAAAUUGAAGUCGAUCCUGCGGACCAGCACAAAACUGCAUUCAAAACACAUGACGGGCUAUAUGAGUUCACCGUAAUGCCCUUCGGUCUCACGAACGCACCAGCCACUUUCCAAAGCCUCAUGGACAAGGUCCUCCGCGAACAGAUUGGCCGGUUUGUGGUAGUGUACAUGGACGAUAUUCUGAUCUUCAGCAAGUCCAUGGAGGAACACCUCGAGCAUCUUCAGGAGGUGCUCGCUAUCCUCAAGAAGACGCAGCUCCAUCUGAACUUGGAGAAAUCUGAGUUUGGGAAGGAUAGCAUCAUCUAUCUUGGGCACCGGUUGUCUGCUGCAGGACUAGAGCCUGAGGCAACUAAGAUUGAGGUCAUACGUGAUUGGCCUCAGCCUGCGAACAUUCGCAAAUUGCGUUCUUUCCUUGGUCUCGCGUCGUACUAUCGGAAGUUUGAUGGAGAGAACUUUGCGAAGGUGUUCGAGAUGGGAUUUGAAGGUGGAGCUAAAGACGAGGAUAUCAUCAAGGUAGAUCACGACACAGACUUCGAGGAGGUCGCGAAAGAUGUGAUUCAUGGUAGAUUGGAAUGUGACGGGGGCAUUGGUGAGUCCGAAGGGCAUCACAAGGAACUCGUAGUGCCCGAAGCGAGAGCGAAAGGCGGUCUUGUGGGUGUCCUCCUCGCGGAUGCGGAUCUGGUGGAAGCCAUUGCAGAGAUCAAUCUUGGUGAAAUACUUGGCUCCACGGAGGCGAGCAAGAAGCUCGGAUAUGCGAGGGAGUGGGUACUUGUUCUUGAUCGUGAUCCGGUUCAGGGCACGGUAGUCUGUGCACAUGCGGAGUUCCGAGGUGCCGUUCUUCUUAACGAAGAGACAGCUGGUUCCGAAGGGGGAGGAGCUAGGCUUAAUGAAUCCUUUCUCAAGGAGUUCAUUAAGUUGUCGCUUCAUCUCUUCGGCCUCGGGGACGGAGACUGGUACGGGGGGCGGCAAGGAGGAGAGUUGCCGGGCUCGAGAUCAAUGGUGUGGGAUACACCGCGAUCGGGAGGUAGACCGGCGGGCAAGGACUCGGGGAAGACAUCUUUGAAUUUGGAGAGGAGGGCGGUGAUGUGGGGUUAGAAAGAGGAUCUUGGUCGGGUUCGUUUGUUGGAAGCAAGUCCUCGGGACGCUCACGAUCGAUG